This is a messenger RNA of Spizellomyces punctatus DAOM BR117, 1795 nucleotides long. RefSeq lists its product as uncharacterized. The coding region runs from base 1 to 1629 and encodes 542 amino acids. Gene Ontology annotation, molecular function: ATP hydrolysis activity; ATP binding. NCBI's taxonomy places the organism in Eukaryota, Fungi, Chytridiomycota, Chytridiomycetes, Spizellomycetales, Spizellomycetaceae. The transcript has 10 exons. The record is from RefSeq and is a predicted model, not a curated record. Gene Ontology annotation, cellular component: mitochondrion; cytoplasm.
AUGGCGAUUGUGGGCGAGAAGGUGCUAGGAGCAACCAUGUCACUCUGGAGGAUUCCACUGCAGCAAUCACUACGGCAUGCAGUGCAAACGAGGGGAUUCACAAGGGUGUGUAGAGGACCUUGUAUACGGGGCAUACGGCUGGGUUUAGGGCAUGGCGCGAGAGUCGUUCGUCCGGUCAUUGCUCGCACUGCAGCAACUGCCACCACCACCGCAUCCUCCACACAGUUGGAACCACACCAUGGUACAGAACCCACAUCACCGUCAUCGCAAGGACCCGCUGCAAAGUAUUCCAAACUCGUCAAACAAGGCUCCCUGAGAGACGACCCUCACCAACGCGAAACAGUCCGUCUCUUGCAGGACUUGUAUGACCGACUGCAGUUGUACACACCUCCUCCCAUUCAGCAAGUCGCCCUUGAAUUGGAUGAUCAUGUCCCUAUUCAUAAACAAAAGGGGAGGGACGACAUGUUGUCUCCUGAUUUUGCGUGGAUAAAAGAGAGUGAAGAGAACCUAUUGUCAAAGUUGUCAAGCUUCUUUACCAGGAGGAAAAAACAGCAGCAAAUGGUUGAGCAAAAGGGCCCAACGGGACUGUAUCUCUACGGCGACGUUGGAACGGGGAAGACCAUGGUCAUGGAUUUGUUUUACAACACAAUACAUGUCGACCGCAAGCGUCGCGUCCAUUUCCACGCCUUCAUGCAGGACGUACAUCGACGGAUUCACCAACUGCGAACUCAAAAAGGGGUCACAUACGAUCCAUUACCGAUUAUCGCAACCGAGUUGGCAAACGACGCGUGGCUGCUCUGCUUUGACGAGCUUCAAGUGACUGAUAUUACCGAUGCCAUGAUUCUGAGGCGGCUGUUUGAUGAGCUCUUUAAACGAGGCGUAGUGGUCGUCACAACGUCCAAUCGUCCUCCAGAUGAACUGUACAAGAAUGGAAUACAGAGACAGAGCUUUCUGCCUUGUAUUGCGCUGUUCAAGGAAAGGUGUCAUGUGCAUUCCUUGAAUUCAGGGAUUGAUUACCGAAAACAAGAGCGCGAGCGCCUAAGAGUGUACUUUACCCCGCUCAAUCAGAAAACCGAAAAGACCGUGAACCUCAUAUUUAACAAGCUUGCUCGAAACGGCAAAGUUGAAUCCACGACUCUGACCUUUUUGGGCCGCUCUCUUACCAUCCCCGAUACCUCCAGUGGUGUCGCCAAGAUCUCCUUUCAGGAAAUCUGCGGCGAACCGCACAGCGCGGCCGACUACCUUGAAGUCGUUCGCAACUUUCACACAAUUAUCCUCACCGACAUUCCCCGCAUGACGCUAGACCACCGAAACGAAGCCCGCCGUUUCAUCACCUUUAUUGAUACCAUGUACGAAAAUAAGACGAGGCUACUCAUAUCAGCAGACGCAGAGAUAUUGGAGCUAUUUACUGGAGAUGUACCUCGGGUGUCUGAGGGGAGCCUUGUGGCUGCCGAGAGAAUGUUGAUGGAUGACUUGAAAUUGAGUCCAGAGCAGUUGACAAGUUCAAUCUUCACUGGUUCUGAGGAAGUGUUUGCCUUCCAGCGAGCUGUUUCACGAUUAAUUGAGAUGCAAAGCCAUCAGUGGCUUGGGGAUGAUCUCAAACAGAUUCUUAUGACGCGUGAAGUGUAGAUGAGUAGAUAGAGAUGUGGUAUUGUAGCUUUUUAGAAAGACGUGGGCUUAGAGUAGCAGCGUUAUGGUAUUUUCGUAUAUUUUUAUUCUAUAUUAUUAGCUGGGGUCAGAGUUCGAAUUUGGAUGGAAUAAUAUGUAGAUGGGCUGCGUCUUGUCUCACAACGAG